Messenger RNA from Limulus polyphemus (Atlantic horseshoe crab), 1823 nucleotides. Its product is annotated as lipid storage droplets surface-binding protein 2-like. The record is from RefSeq and is a predicted model, not a curated record. Gene Ontology annotation, biological process: positive regulation of triglyceride storage; lipid storage. The transcript has 9 exons. The coding region runs from base 480 to 1538 and encodes 352 amino acids. NCBI's taxonomy places the organism in Eukaryota, Metazoa, Arthropoda, Merostomata, Xiphosura, Limulidae. Gene Ontology annotation, cellular component: lipid droplet; cytosol.
UAUAAUUUAAGUUUUAAAACCAAGUAAUGGAAAGAAACUACGUAAACUAUAACCAAAAUCGUAACUACGAAUAAAACAUAAACUGCUACCUCACAGUGUACCAUAAUAUUCUUGAACCUAUUGAAAGUGAGCCAGAAAUAUAUAAUUUCGAGUCGUAUUAAGUUAAUUUAUUUGAGGUGACGGUUCAUAGGCUAUCUAUUAUUAACGUCAGUCUGUUCUUUCAUUUCAAAGCACGAUAAGAGAUACGUAGUGAACUUUAGUUUUCUGUGUGUGAUAAUGAAGUAAUAUAACUUAAUAAUUCGGUGUUUGUCGAGAGUUAUACUCACAGCUGAGUAAAAAUAAUUUUUAAGGGUUUAUUAUUCAAACUUUCAAUCAAAGUUAACGUUCACGGUUUAGGUGUUAUUAGCACUAGUAUUACUAUUAGUAAUACACGCUGUACAGUGUACUGAACCUUCUUCCACUGCUCCAGGCAUUCAAUCAUGCAGGAGGAGACAGGAAAAGUGUGUACAAAAAUGUUUCACAGUGAGUUCAUCAGGCGGGUGUCUCUGUUGCCUGUAAUGCAGUCUGCUUUGAGUUAUGCAACAACCACGUAUGAUUACCUGAAAGAAUCUUCAAGUUAUGUGAAAUGUACUCUUACAACAGCAGAGAAAUCUCUAAAUUUUGCUCUAGACCAGGCAAUACCUUUGGUUGAAAUGUUUGAAAUGCCCAUACAAAAAGUGGAUUACUUGGCUUGUCAAGGACUUGACAAACUUCAAGAGAAAGCCCCUGUCAUCAAAAAGACACCUGAACAGAUAGUGAGUGACACCACAGAACUGUAUUGCACAGUUUAUCAGAAAGGAUUUCAGAAGUAUGACAUCAUCAAGAACUUUGGAAUUGGAAAGUGCCAGGCAGUAAAAGAUUAUAGUUACCAGAAGGCAUCUGAAUUACUCACUUCCUACAUCCAGUGUUUGUUAAAGUCUGUUGACUAUUACUUACCAACAGCAAACAUAACAGUUUCUAAACAAAUUGCAAAUCUUGACCAGAAGGGAUGGGCUUAUGAAGAAGUGAGUGGACAAAUAGGAAAAUUUUGUAGUGGAAUGAAACAGAAGUUUUUCAUUCAUACUUUAACAAAACUGCUGAAUUUCCAGGAAGAAGGUCAUCAGAGGUUAAACAAAUUAAAAGCUAGUUUGAGUAUGCGAGAAGUUCAGAAUGUUGCUCAGCAUGUUGCUCUACCCCUUGUGGGUUUCUACAACCACGUCAUGUGUGUUCCACAAGUACUACCAGCAUUCUUCAUGGAGAAUGUAAUUUUAGCUUACAGAUGUGUUAUUGUCCUCUAUAGCCAGUUAUUUCAGGCCAAGAGCAUGGAACAAGUGAAAUCCAUGACUUUCGACAACAUGAGAAAUGAGAAAGAUAGUUUGGAGCCUUGUGUGGAUGAGAUCAUUAACAUUUUGUUGAAUAUGAGACUCCUUCAGAUGAUAAUUCCAGAUGUGAUUGGUGCAGAUUUCUACCUUGAUGCAGAUUUAAAUCUUGAAGAUGAACUCUUCAGAUACCCUGAAUAAUAUAACCCACUGUCUGGUACUUAUUCUUGUAUUUAUGAAGAUUGGAAGUAAACAAUUAUUCUUUUAAAAGUUUUUUUUAAUCAAGGAAGAGUUCAGUUUGUAGAGUGUGUCCAAAUCAGGAUGCCAUUUAUGCUUCCUGUUCUGCAAGUAAAAGAUGUUUAAUAAAAUUUAGAAAUAUAAAACCUUCAACUUAAAUCUGAAACUUUGAUUUGUGGCAUUUCUUAAUUUCUGAACUAACUUUUCUAGUCAGUUUGUCAGUUGCCCUGAAUUUAUUGAAAAAAAAAA